AUAGAGUCUUGCGACAGUUUGGGUUUGAGCAGGUGGUUCUACGGCCUAUCGACACUUAUGUUGAGCUGCAUAGGCUGGAUAGGCGUGGGAAGCAUACAGAGGAUUGGGCACUCAGACAUGUCCGAUAUGUGACUAUGUGGGAAAGGAGAGCUGAGCUAGUUGUGGCCAGGACACCGACAUAUGUGCCAUCUGUUUCAGGAGACUACAUGGGAUGGUAUUACAGCAUCACUCGUUUGUUUGUGUCUCCUUCGUUCAGACUCCCUACUCAUCAUUAUCAGCCUAGUUCCUUAGCUUUGCAUCUUACGACACGAGCUUUGCAGCGCAUACAUCAGCGGGCUACUGCCACAGUGACUGAUAGUCCUGAUGUGGACUUGUAUGGACAGGCUCUCACAGGCAUUGCGUCCUUGUGUUCAGAUGUGUUGGGGCGAGUCGACUACGGCCAUCUUAUACACAUGCCCCCAUCUCAGGAGAUGCCAUCCACGUCUAGUGCAGCGGCGGCUUCAUCAUCCCAGACGCAGCAUGAGAGAGUGGUUCUUCAACCACGACAACGGCGUAGGCGUAGACAGGAGCAGCAACAUCUCCAUGACGAAGCUGACGAUGGGAAC
This is a messenger RNA of Cuscuta epithymum, 605 nucleotides long. The record is from the annotation of a GenBank genome assembly. Lineage: Eukaryota; Viridiplantae; Streptophyta; Magnoliopsida; Solanales; Convolvulaceae.